AUGGGUAACACCUACGACUUAGUGCAACAGCUUCUCAAGGACCACCCUUCUAAGGCGGCCGAGCUCCUGAUGAUCUAUCUUCAAGACGAAGUAAUAUGCGCAGCGACCGAGCGUUAUAUAGGGCAGCACCCACCGCAACGAAUUUCCAACGCGCCAUCUGGACAGCAGUACGAAUCCCCAACGUUACGCGGACAUCAUCGCAACUCCUCUCUACAACAAGCGUCGGUACGACACGAUGCUCAAAGUGCCAGACAUAGCAUGCAAACCCCUCCCACCAGCGCGGGCUCGGUCAAGUCGCACACUUCCGGUCUCGCGGCCGCCGGCAUGGAAAAGAUAUCUUUCCUCUCGUGCGACGAUGAUGGCGCGGAUCAACCAGUCAUAGCAAGACGUGCGCCAGGGAGGUACAACCUGAUUGGCGAUGGAGUGGCGUACGGACGCGGCCUUAGUACCGGGCAAUUCGAGGUGGACGAGUCAAUACUAGUGCACACAUCUUCUGGAGCGGCGAAGUGGGUGGCUGUCAAGGCCGCCGUGAACCUGACAUGGCGCCGUCGCAAUGAAUUCAAGACAAAUAUGGACACGUUCUACGUCGUGUCAGCAAGGCUGCUCGAUAGCGAUGUCGUUCUGGGAUCUGAGGAGUCCAUGGAGCGCCAAUUCCCCUCAGACGUUCAAGAAGCGCAUUCUCCGCAAGAUCGCUACCCAUCGGGCUUUGUCCGCGAAUUUGAUCAAGCAGUUCCGCCGCCAGCGCCGACUGCGCCGAUGCAUCCAUACCAACCCUCGUAUCAGUCACCGCCUCCCGACGUGCAACGAGCAUUCGGGCGCGUGGGUGCAAUGCAAGAUGUACAACGCGUGCGACAGUCAGGGCCACCCACCCAAGCUGCACCAUCAGCGCCCGCGAACUACAGUCAGCAGAGGGAUGCCUCCAUGCCCAUUGCAAGUCAAGACGAUCCGAGCGACGAGCUCGAAAUUGAAGGUUACUGGGGCAGAAUGCCGAUCAGCAUGUCAGUCGAUAUCAGCGGUUCGGGAGAGCAGUUCUUCCAAGCCUUUCAAUGUAUGGCCAUAGACCGGAAGCGCGGUGAUAACUUGGACAGGCAGAGACUGGCAAUAUUGUUGAGAGCGGACGAGGAAGGCCCCGAGGAAGAAGCCUACCGCGUUAGUCUUGAUCAAGGUGCACUGGAGAAGCGCUGGAAGCUGGUCGUGAGAUGGAUUCGAAAGAACAAGAACUCGGAAGAACCGCAUCUGUAUGCGACGGUCGAGAUUGCGGACGGGUGA
This is a messenger RNA of Alternaria arbusti, 1269 nucleotides long. RefSeq lists its product as uncharacterized. The record is from RefSeq and is a predicted model, not a curated record. Lineage: Eukaryota; Fungi; Ascomycota; Dothideomycetes; Pleosporales; Pleosporaceae. The transcript is spliced from 2 exons. The coding region runs from base 1 to 1269 and encodes 422 amino acids.